Diaporthe citri is the source of this 1668-nucleotide messenger RNA. RefSeq lists its product as uncharacterized. The record is from RefSeq and is a predicted model, not a curated record. Bases 1 to 1668 code for a protein of 555 amino acids. The transcript is spliced from 4 exons. NCBI's taxonomy places the organism in Eukaryota, Fungi, Ascomycota, Sordariomycetes, Diaporthales, Diaporthaceae.
AUGUCUUCUUUGAGCAAUGGCAACCAGGGGCCUGAACCAGCGAAGACUCCCAAGAAGCUGGUCCUCUGUUUUGACGGCACUGGCAACACUUUCACGGGGUCGAACUCUGACACGAAUGUCGUGAAGAUAUUGAGCAAACUCGAUCGUAACGACCCACACCAGUAUCAUUAUUACCAGACUGGUAUUGGUACAUACGACAUCAACGAUGAAUCUGUCAACAAGAGCGUCUUUGGCCAGAUCAAGAGUUACAUUUCUCAGACAAUUGAUCAGGCGGUGGGCACCACCUUCGACAGCCACGUCAUGGCUGGGUACAGGUUCUUGAUGCGGUACUACGACUCUGGCGACAAGAUUUACAUGUUUGGGUUCAGCCGCGGUGCCUUCACUGCCAAGUUCUUAGCCCGCAUGAUCAAUACCGUGGGACUUCUUUGCAAAGGCCAGGAGGAGAUGGUCCCCUUCGCGUACCGCCUCUAUCAGCGCUACCUGGCCGGUGAGGUCGAGGACUUCAAUGUGGCGCAUCCCAAGAAGUCCAAAAGGAGGAAGAACGCGAACAAGAAGAACGCCGCUCCCCCGGCCGAGCCGGCACCGCUACCGGAGGAGGACGCCGAACCUCUCCACAACGGCCACGGAGAGGAAGAUGGUAUAUGCGCAGACCCAACUACCCAUGGUCACAGGUUCGAGAUCGCCCGCGACGAGAUCGCAGCUUUCAGUGACACCUUCUGCCGCAAGGAGAAGGUGACGCACUGCGGGAAGGUGACGGAGGAAAACAUCAAGGUCUACUUCCUCGGCAUCUGGGACUGCGUCAACUCCGUCGCCGUCCUGGAGCGGACCGCCCCGGUCCCAGUACCGGUCAUCGGCACGGCAAACCACGUCCGCCACGCGGUGGCCAUAGACGAGCGGCGCGUCAAGUUCAAGGCCGCCCUGCUCGCCCAGGACAAGGAAGACGCCGAGCACAACCACGAGGACAUCAAGGAGGUGUGGUUCCCGGGGUGCCACGGCGACGUCGGCGGCGGUUGGCCCGCCUCCAAGGACAACGCGUUCGACAACGGCAAGGAAAUGACGUUCUGGGAGCGCGUCAAGCACUACUGGACGACGCGCAGGAACAAGGAGCCGGCCAAGCCCCUGGGUGCCGGCCGUCUCCAGCUGAGUGACGUCCCGCUUGCGUGGAUGAUCCGUGAGGUUGAGCUCGUGGGCGAGCAGGACCCAUCUGCGGCGCUCAAGUGGCGCAAAAAUGUGCAUGAGUUCAAGGAACAUUUCUCCAAGAAGAAGGACCAUGCAAUGAGGGGAGCUAUUCAUGACUCGCUUGCAUUGGGCCGCGGCACAGGCUUGUUCAAGGUGCUGUUGUGGAAGUUCAUGGAAUGGCUCCCCAUCAUCAAGCGCUGGGAGCUCGAGAUCCAGGGGUGGGUGAACAUGCGCUUCCCGCUCAACAAGGGCAGCACGCGCGACAUCCCGAAGGAUGCGGUCCUUCACGAGUCUCUCCUCUGGCGCCUCACGCACGACGACAAGUACUGCCCUGUGAACAACCAUGGUGGCAGGCAACUGCCUUGCUUGAAGCACAAGAACACUGUUGCCGAGUGCCUCCCUGUUGAAGAGCAUGAACAUACCCCGGACUGCGACCACAAAACAUUCAAGAUCAAGAGAUCUGCAUCUGAUAUUGCGAGCAUGACUUAG